Molecule: messenger RNA, 1236 nt
Organism: Acanthamoeba castellanii str. Neff
Lineage: Eukaryota; Discosea; Longamoebia; Acanthamoebidae
Product: integrase core domain containing protein
Exons: 1
Coding region: 1-1236 (411 amino acids)
Biological process (GO): DNA integration
Molecular function (GO): nucleic acid binding
Source: RefSeq, a predicted model, not a curated record
AUGAGCUACUUCAGCGUAUCGCCCACGGGCAGAAGAACGAUGAUUUCCUUCGGGACGUACUCCUCUAUCUGCAUGAUGAAACCCUCCCCGACAAUGCUGCACGCGCGCGGCGCAUUGCAACAGAGGUGGCGCAGUGCUUUGUUCGUGAUGGCGUGUUGUAUCGGUCUUGGUGGCCACAACGUGCAGAGGUCGCCUCCCGCACCCGUGUACAACUGGCGGUCCCUGCAGAAAUGCGGGAGGCCGUCAUGUUCGCACACCACGAUGACAUCCUGGCAUCUGGGGGUCAACCGAACCAUUGACGCUCUGCGGCGUCUCUACUGGUGGCCCGGUAUGUACCCUGACAUCGAGAAAUGGGUGUUGGAGUGCGUGACAUGUCAGGCGCGCAAGAAUCCCGCAGAGCGGAAGAAAGGGCUGAUGAUGCCAAUGCCGACAGUGAGCCGGCCAUUCCAGCGAGUGGGUAUGGACCUCAUCACAUCGUUUCCCCUCUCUGCACGUGGCAACAAAUACCUCCUCAUCUUCAUGGACUAUCUGACAAAAUGGCCUGAAGCGGUCGCUUUGCCCAAUAAGAAAGCCGACACUGUGGCCCGCGCGUUUGUCGAACAUGUUGUGUGUCGGCAUGGCGCGCCAGAGUCGCUGCUGUCUGACCGGGGGAAAGAAUUCAUGAAUCGCGUACUCAAAGAAGUGAACGCUCUGCUCAAAAUUUCGAAGUUGAACACGUCGCCAUACCACCCCCAAACGGAUGGCAUGGUGGAACGCUUCAACUCCACAAUCGAGAACAUGCUCUCAAAGUUUGUCUCUGACGACCAGAAAGAUUGGGACGUCCUGGUACCUUAUGUGUUGUUUGCUUAUCGCAGUACAACUCAUGAGGUGACUGGAGAGUCGCCUUUCUUCCUCAUGUACGGGCGCGAGCCGUACUUUCCCUUGGACAUCACUCUUAGCCUACAGGUCAACGAUGAUAUGCGCUCCGUUCGCGUAUACCGACAUGAGUUGGUGACACGGCUGAUUCAAGCACACCGAGUGGCUUCAGAACGAAUGAAGGAGGCCGGCGAACGCAGCAAGAAACGGUAUGAUACCACGCGAAUGGAUCACACUUACCUUGUGGCGGAUUUGGUGUGGAUGUUUAUGUUCGGACUCGAACCGGCGACGUCCUGUCAGACCUGUCCAGUUGGUCAAGUCGCUCACGUUGAACAACGGUCAACUCCGAACUCCCUCCUGUUGCUCAAAGACCUGAGCUGA